AUGGCCCGCAGCACAGUAUUCAGAUCGGAACAAGCAUCGCUGAAGCAAGACCCAACACUUCAACUCACCAAAGUUCAAGGCCCGAUCAAGUUCCUGAAUCCAACUCAAGCACGCUUCGACCACGUCUACGCCGGGAUACCAGAGUCAAAGGUCAAAAUCCUACCAGUCGAGGUGCAGAAGAGCAGCGAUUCAAGUCUGCAAGUGGUUACAUCGAUUCCGGCCACGGAGAAGCACGUCAAGCCUGAGCUCGCUUUGCUUACAGAUAUUGUUCCAAUUCAGAAGGGUGUCGCAGUGUCGGGGGGUUCCAUCGUACAAUUCAAAUGGACGAGCAGGAAUAGUCGCAAGAAUCGACACGCAAUUGUUGUCAAGCCUUCCUCGGAUGACAAGAAUGCUGCCGUGAUACCACCGCCAUUCACGGACACGACACGCGAAGUCCUACGCGGGACUUUCAGAAUGUUCACGACGUUUCCACUGUCCGACGUGAGCUGGCUGACAGCUUUCAUCACCGCGGUUGCCAGCCUGGUCUGGCUGGCCAAUUCCUGUUUCGUGUUUCUGCCCUUCGCACGACCCGCCAGAACAUUCAAGGACGAGACUCUUUACUCCGUACUUCUUAUGAUAGAGGCCGUCAACGAGAACCGCUCUGCUUCUUUUGGAUGGGAAGUUGUUCAGCUGAUCGAUCGACAGACCGAGAGUGGCUUCAUCAGUCUACUCCUGCCCUCGAUGGACCUCCGAAAACACGGCCUUCUUCGGAACUGGCUUUCAAAAGGGCAUCCCGCGGACACCAAAGGUCAUUUUGACGCAGAUGUGAAGCAAGGCAAUAAGUGGGUGUGGAUCCCAAGCACAUACGACCUGCGAACACAUUAUUUCCGCGACGUCGGAUUUUUGGCCUGUUUAUUCGCAGCAACAGGAUCGAUGAUAUAUCUCAUCUCUAGAAUAAUGGGACUACCUGGAAUUUUCAAUCAUUUGUCUUUCCAACAGCUCGAGCUCUUUUACUGGACUUCCGAGGUGCUCGGUGGUAUAGGCAUGGUCAUAUCUGGGUUGCUGUUCACCCUCGAGACACAACGACAUUGGUGGCAGCCGGCUUACCAUAUUCUUGGAUGGUGGAUUGGAAUCUUCAAUCUUAUUGGGGGGUUUGGGUUCUUCAUUGGCUCGUGCUUCGGUUAUAUCCCAGUGUACUGGGCCCAAUAUCAGGCCAAUUGUGCGACCUUUUGGGGAGCGAUGGCUUUCGUGAUCAGCUCCACGCUACAGCUUUAUGAAGCUUUGAACAAGCAUCCCGUCGAGCGGGGAUAG
This is a messenger RNA of Dissoconium aciculare CBS 342.82, 1290 nucleotides long. RefSeq lists its product as uncharacterized. The record is from RefSeq and is a predicted model, not a curated record. The transcript is spliced from 4 exons. NCBI's taxonomy places the organism in Eukaryota, Fungi, Ascomycota, Dothideomycetes, Mycosphaerellales, Dissoconiaceae. Bases 1 to 1290 code for a protein of 429 amino acids.